AUGUCGGAAAACGCGAGUUCUUGCCGGAUCUCUGAAGCACGUGCGGCACUGCGAAGCGCUGGAGUGUCGUUACCUCCUGAUCUUUCCACAGCAAGCAGCACCACUCACAAGUCCGCCAGCUCGACUUCCAAUUCAAACAACCGAGAUGAUGAUGAAGAUACGGGGAGCAGCGGGGGCGGUUUGAGUAGCGGUGCUGCUGCAGGCAUAGUUGUUGCUGUUGGACUCAUGGUGAUCAUGCUCCUUGUGGCUCUGUGGUGGUUUAUGAAGCGGCGCAAGGCCACCCAGGGAGUCAAGAAUACCGACGAGAGCGGGCAGUUGUGGAAUCAGCAGAUUUACAAGGUUCCGGAUACUACAGAAACUUCAGAUGAGGUUGUUGAGAUCCCGAGAAAUGGACUCAGGGGCUGA
Fusarium graminearum PH-1 is the source of this 405-nucleotide messenger RNA. RefSeq lists its product as uncharacterized. The transcript has 2 exons. The coding region runs from base 1 to 405 and encodes 134 amino acids. The record is from RefSeq and is a predicted model, not a curated record. NCBI's taxonomy places the organism in Eukaryota, Fungi, Ascomycota, Sordariomycetes, Hypocreales, Nectriaceae.